GGCUAUGGCCGGAAAUGACCCACACUAUUGUGAUUUGUUUCGUUUCGCGGCUUCCUCUUUUAUAUUUAAGUCGUAAAAUAUUUACUUAAUUGCUUAUUUUGACAAUUAUACAAGCAACAAAAGAGACAUGUGUCAAAGUUGAGAUUAUCACGUGUUGAGAGUUCUGAAGGUGUGUCGAAGAGUGCCGAAAGAGUGGAGGGGGAAACAUGAGCUCUGAUGAAGAGGUGGCAGCUACAUCUAUACCUUAUUUUAUAGGGAAGAAAGAGAACAUCAUUCAAACCAGAAGAGUGUUGAAGUCAGUUGGUGGAAGAGAUGUUCUAGUGAUUUACCACCAGGGGGACUUCUAUGCUAUUGAUGCUCGCUGCUACCACUCUGGAGGUCUACUUCAGGAAGGAGAUAUAGAAGAUUUUGAUGGACGGCCAUGCAUAGUGUGCCCGUGGCAUAAGUAUAAAAUUACAUUAGCUGAGGGUGAAGGUCUCUAUCAGGCAGUGGACCCUUCUGUGAAACCUCUGAAACCAACUUGGUGCUCUAAAGGCAUUAAACAAAGAAUCCACACAGUGACAGAGUCUAAUGGAGACAUGUUCCUCACCUUAAAUGACUCACCAGGGACCAUUGACUCUGAUUACUAUCAAACUGAGAAAUAUAGAGACACUUUCUUGAAAGAAGGGCAGAAGAAAACGAAGUGACCUCACAGGAAGAGACAUGAGAUGAUCCUCAGGGGGUGAAGCAUGUACAAUGACACCACUGCAGUUUAGGCUUCACUCUUCAGGGAUCAACGGGUUCAAGGAUGACUGAAACCUUUUCAUAUACUCCUGCCAUUCAAAUAUGCAGCUUGCUGUGAAGACUAUAGGUUUCCAUAACAAAUUACCUGUUUAAAAAUGUCAAUAUGUGUUUAUUAACCUGUGCGGUGGUGAUUUUUAAGUGAAUCUUGAAUGUUCAAAUGAAAGCAAAAUUCUUGUAUUUGUUAAUAGUUCAGAAGUGAUUUUGUUCAAAUUAUCUGUGCUAUUAACUGUUGUUUCUGCAUUUAUCAUACUGGCUAUUUCCUAUUUUGAGAUUUGAUAUUGCAAAUUUGUUCUAAAAAAUGUUUGUAGAGAGAAGAAAAAAGUGUUCUUGUUUAUCAUGGCCAAAAUGUAACCUUAUUAAAUGUAAGAAAAUUUUAAUUAUCUGAGCAGACAAAACAUACAUAAAGUCUUUAACCUUU
Megalobrama amblycephala (Wuchang bream) is the source of this 1201-nucleotide messenger RNA. RefSeq names its product Rieske domain-containing protein. Gene Ontology annotation, molecular function: 2 iron, 2 sulfur cluster binding. Bases 207 to 686 code for a protein of 159 amino acids. The transcript has 5 exons. The record is from RefSeq and is a predicted model, not a curated record. Lineage: Eukaryota; Metazoa; Chordata; Actinopteri; Cypriniformes; Xenocyprididae.